AUGGCCUGCAUAAGACGAGGCCAGCGAGCCCUCCCAAGCCCGCUCAACGCCAGCCGCAUCCCAAUCGCGCGCUACCUCUCAACAACACCUCAACCCAACAAACCAACCGACACCGUCACCAUCCCCUCGAAAACCGACCUCAAUGCCCCAAUCAGCACCCUCCCAAUCGACCUCGUCACACCCCCUCCAAUCGCCCCCUCAGCAGCCCUAGCAGACAAGCUAAAGCGCUACGUCGAAUUCGGCCGCACAUACCUGACCUUCUACAAAACGGGCCUGAAAAACGUCUACAGAAACUACCGCGCUUCACUACCCCUACGAGCCCAACUAGGUCUCCCAGCCUACCUACCCGUUUCACCACCCCGCGAAAGCAAUGCCUCACAACAAUCAAAGUACUCGCAGCUUGGCCGCGGACAGUUCCAACUCGUCUGUCGAUCUGCCCGCGACGUCCGCCGCAUGAUCCCCUUUACUCUUAUCCUGAUUGUAUGCGGGGAAUUCACACCAUUGAUCGUACCGAUCUUCGGCUCAGCGAUCACGCCCGCGACAUGUCGUGUUCCGAGCCAAGUUGAGAAAGAGCGCAUUGCGUCUUCGAAGCGGAAAGUCGCUGCUUUGCGCGCGGCAGGAGUCCCUGUUUCUGUUGAUGCGGAGCAGAUGGGGGCUUUGGCUGGGUUUGUGGAUCUGGAGUGGGUGGCAAAAGCGCAGGCUGCGGAUGUGUUGAGGGCUUGUGCGGUUUUUGGGCUGGUGAAGAGUCAUGAGAAGGUUGGCGGGGCUGUUUUGGCGGGUUUGGUUUAUCGGCCUAGGUUGGCGAGGUAUGCGGAGUAUCUUGCUGUUGAUGAUGGGAUGAUUCGGGCUGGGGGUGUGGCUGGGAUGAGUGCUACGGAGGUGCGGAUUGCGGUUGAAGAGCGUGGUGGUGUUGAUGUUUCGGGUGCUUUUGAUGGGAAGCAGGCUGAGGGUUUGGAGAGGCGUUGGUUGCAGCAGUGGCUUGCGUUGAGGGAGAAGAAGAGUGUACAAUAA
Molecule: messenger RNA, 1011 nt
Organism: Penicillium olsonii
Lineage: Eukaryota; Fungi; Ascomycota; Eurotiomycetes; Eurotiales; Aspergillaceae
Source: the annotation of a GenBank genome assembly